Molecule: messenger RNA, 934 nt
Organism: Xenopus laevis (African clawed frog)
Lineage: Eukaryota; Metazoa; Chordata; Amphibia; Anura; Pipidae
Product: olfactory receptor 1468-like
Exons: 1
Coding region: 14-934 (306 amino acids)
Source: RefSeq, a predicted model, not a curated record
AAGAGCCAAACUGAUGGAAAACCAAACACAGUCUAAAUGUUUAUACUUUUUGGCAUUUUACAAUAAUGGACAAAAAACACCAAUUAACUCCAUUGUCUUUUUCUUGAUUUAUGUGAUCGGAGGAUUGGGGAAUCUGAUUAUAAUAAUUGUUAUAUACUUAGAUAGUCACUUACACACCCCUAUGUACUGCUUUCUCUGUGCCCUGGCCUUUGAAGAUAUCUGUUACCCUACUGUCACUCUCCCUAAACUGAUUGACAUUUUACUUUCAGGAAAUAACUCAAUAACUUUUAUACAAUGUUUUACUCAAAUGUACUUUUUUGUUGCCUUUGCUGGAGUGGAAAUAAUGUUACUCUCUUCUAUGGCAUAUGAUCGGUAUGUUGCUAUUUGCAAGCCCUUAAAAUACCACCAGAUUAUGAGCAGAAGAGCCUGUGUACUGGUGAUUGUAGUGAACUGGGGUUUUGGCUUUGUUAACUCAGCAUUGCUAACAAGUCUGGCUUCAAAGUUGUCAAUUUGUGGUUCUGAUAAGAUCAAACAGUUUUUCUGUGACAUUAAGGCUGUGGCAGACAUCUCCUGUGAUACAACUACAUUUUACAAUUCUAUUUACAUUGACAUUUUUUCAUUAGGGCUUCUUACAUUUUCUAUAAAUGUAAUAUCAUAUAUAAAUAUAAUAAGAAACAUACUACACAUUAAGUCCAAACAUGGCAGGCAAAAGACUUUCUCCACUUGCACUUCUCACUUUACUGUUCUGAUCAUUCUCUAUGGGAGUGUAUUCUGGAUGUACAUGAGGCCACCUUCAAAAUCAGAGAACCUGGACCCAAUAUUCUCAGUAUUUUAUGUUGCAGUGACUCCCAUGUUAAACCCACUUAUAUAUAGUCUAAGGAAUAUAAAAGUAAAGAAUGCCCUAAUAAGAAUUGCAAGGAAAUGGCUUGUAUAG